CUUGAAAGGAAAGCAGAAGGUUGCUGCGUUGACAUCUUUGGAAAGAGGAAAACUAAUAACCAUUGUAACGUGCAUGAACGCUUCUGCAGAUGACUUUGUAAUUUUCAAUGACGAAGAUCAAGGGCAACAAUCACCCGAUAGACGUUCCCGAUUCAUCAACCUUCACCUGAAUACGGAGUGUCAAAUGAAAUUCUGAAAGAAACACGCCGGGGAACUACUUCGGCAGAAAAUCCGUCUGAAGCUAUUUCUAAUGGCGCUGACUUAAAUGAAAAUUCAGUGCCUAGCAC
Molecule: messenger RNA, 287 nt
Organism: Acanthoscelides obtectus
Lineage: Eukaryota; Metazoa; Arthropoda; Insecta; Coleoptera; Chrysomelidae
Source: the annotation of a GenBank genome assembly